ACCGCGGGAGGCGCCUGUGAUGAGCACAUUCUGGCCUGCGAGCGAGAAGAGGUCAGGCGCGGGGAGGGCGGGGGUCGGGUCCAUGGCUGGGGCAGUUCACGGCGAGCAUCUCGUGCACAGAGGCGUAUAAAUCUCGCAGAGGAGGGCGAGGGAGGAGGAUGGCCGGGAGUCGGGUGGCGUCGUCGGCUGGGCCCGCCACAGCUACCCCAGACCGGCUAUUUCCCCGGAUCGGGAUCCGGUGCCGACUUCCGGACCAGCCAAGGCCGUCCCUGCCACAAAUGCACCGGCCGCGCACCGCGCACUCGACGCACACCAGUCUGUGUUCGGUGGCCGGGCAGCUGACCGGCCGCAGGGCGGCCAAUGGCCAGGGCCGCGAUAGGGGAAUUCUCGCAGAGGGCCCACGGAGACGCGCGGGGACGGAGGCUGGUGCGGAGAAGAGGGCAGCAACGUGCCGGCCCAGGAUGGAAGGCAGGGUCUGGGCUUAGGUAAGCGGGUGUCGAUCAGCAGAGGCGCGGAGGACCGGUCCGGGUCAACGCAGCGGUCCAGCUCAGAACACGCUCCUCACGAGACUCUCCCGACUCCAGGGCUAUAAAGCCGACGCGACGUCUUCUCCACCGCAAACCAGCCCCCCGCCGCCGCCCAC
Messenger RNA from Fomitopsis serialis, 643 nucleotides. RefSeq lists its product as uncharacterized. NCBI's taxonomy places the organism in Eukaryota, Fungi, Basidiomycota, Agaricomycetes, Polyporales, Fomitopsidaceae. The record is from RefSeq and is a predicted model, not a curated record. Bases 159 to 485 code for a protein of 108 amino acids. The transcript has a single exon.